AUGAUGAGUGUCAUGUCUUGUGCAUACUCAACAGAACCGUCUAAUAAAAUAUUCAGUGGUGCUAGAGAUAGGUAUAAUGGCAUCACAAUUGACUCCAAGACAGAGAAAUUCAAUGAGAAAAAGUUCACUGAAAAUCUUGAUGAUUCAUUAUCAAAAUGGGCAUUGCAAGGGUACAGAUGCAUAUGGUUUAAGGUGAACAUUAAGGAUGCCUUCUGUGUACCAAUACUAGCACAAAAAGGCUUUAAUUUUCAUCAUGCAAGAGAUGAUUUUGUGAUGAUGUACAAAUGGCUGCCUGGAGACUCCAUGCCGAAUCUUCCUCCUUCUUGCCAUACAAACCUUGGUGUGGGUGCCAUGGUGUUCAAUGACAAGGAUGAUCUGCUGGCUGUAUCUGAGAAGCACUAUGAAUAUCCUCACUGGAAGCUUCCUGGAGGCUAUGUUGAGAGGGGUGAAGAUAUAAUAGACGCUGCCGUGAGAGAGGUGAAAGAAGAGACAGGAGUGGACGCCAAAUUUGAAUCUCUUGUUACUUUCCGGCACACACACAACAUGAUGUUUGAGAACUCAGAUAUUUACGUCAUUCUUAUGAUGAAAGCUAUCACAGAUAAAUUAACACCAUCCCUGAGAGAAGUGAAUCGCUGUCAGUGGAUGAAAGUAGAAGAUUACAUCACCCAUCCACAUGUCCAUCAGUUUAAUAGAUUCAUUGUAGAAACAGCCUUAGAAUAUAAAAGACGAAAUUUAAAACUUAACAUACAGAAAAGGACAGUUCGAUGGACAGCUAAUUAUGCAAGGGACACAAACUUUCUUCUUGUAGAAGAGUUUAAAUAGAUGCAGUAAAUUAAAUUAUGUGAUAUUUAUUUAAUGUACAUAAUGUGAAUAUGUAAAUGAAUAUAACAUAAGAAUCAAAUAAUAACCAUCGUUUGUUUGUCAAUAUUUUUUAUUU
Molecule: messenger RNA, 937 nt
Organism: Spodoptera exigua (beet armyworm)
Lineage: Eukaryota; Metazoa; Arthropoda; Insecta; Lepidoptera; Noctuidae
Source: the annotation of a GenBank genome assembly